UGUUAAUAUUUCCCGAAUUUCUUAAUUUACAGGUAUUGAAAUUUUAAAAUUUGUAAGUUUGUAAAAUUAGUAAUAAAGUUAUAGCCAGUUUUCCCUACACCGCGAUUAUCCCUAGGUAAAUCCACCAUUUUCGCUACUUUACCCUAAACAAUUCAUAUAUAGCGCGCAAUAAUUCGAAGAUAUGGCGUCUAUCGAAACAGUCUCGAAAUAUCGAUUCUCGACCUAACCUCACUUCAGUCUCCGCUAGGUGCGCACGGAGUUAGUGUCGCUCUGUAGUGGUAGAGGAAACGAAGUGACUAAGAGCAGGACAGAGCAACGGACAGGUGUUUUUUGCGCUGUUAUUAAUUUCUCUGGAAAGUUGGUGAUUCUCGUAAAACUAUAAAAAAAUCAUUCUAGUACCUGUAAUUGGAACGGUACCAUAAGAGUUGGCUGUUUAAUCGGCUAGCGCGCACGCGCCGCUUUCCCCUCGCUCUCACAAUAUACUCCGCGCGUAACCGCCGCCAUAGUUGAUAUUUCUCCGCUAGAAUAUUAAUAGCGGCGCAAGUUUUCGCGGUUAAACGUAAUUUUUCUUGAUCGACUGGAAAAUAGGAAUGCGCUCGUCGAGGACGGUAAGACGAGAUCGUUCGGUUCGAAGUCGGUGAUUCCUUCCGGAACGAAGGAGGGUGUCUACUUUCACAGCUCGUGGUUUUCAGGAGAGUGGCCUGGCAUCGCGGCGCUUCGAGUUAACGCGUGACCACCGUCGGGUGGCUAUGUACCGUUAGCUCGAAUUCAUUCCCCGUUGGCCGGCCCGAGAGAGCCACGCUUACCUACCAACCGGGGGCCAUACUCGAUCGAGCUCGACCGUCGUAAACCCGGAAAUGAGUGCGCGUCGUGGCUCGUCGUUACCGCGGAAAGACUGGCAGUAGUGCGCGAAUUUAUCGCGAGUCACGACUCGUCCCGUCGAAAGACACGCUCGUUCGAACGUACGUCUCGUAUGACGUAUGCACCGUAAGCAAGUAGCCGUGGCUUAGCCAGUAGAGCCGUGGCACAGCAGCAGCUGAGAACGUGUACGUAGAAAUGAGAAAGUUGCUGCCGCCGCGGUGAAGAUCGAGAACGACGCAGGCGAGCCAGCCAGGCGGACGGUCUCCGUACUACGCGAAACGUUCCGACGCGAAGUAGCGACAGAGUAGCAGCAGCAGUGGCCCGAAAGGAGCGCACAAGGGAGUCGCAACUGCUCGUGGAUUUAAUUAUCGUGGAAGAUGAAUUUCACACCUUUUCCCGGCUUUACAACAGGCUCGCUACCGACGGGUACGGUUCACCAAUUUGCAACCGCUAAGUUUGCACAAAACCUGCCAACUGGAGGUCAGGUUGUUGGUGUUUUAUCCGGUGGCGAAGGUGGGGUUCAUUAUUUAAGGCCGGUCGACCCGAACGGUUUCGCCGUGGCUCAAGGGGGUAAUAAUCAACAGCAGCAAAUCAUCACGCUGCCCAUCACCGUACCUGGAAAAGAUGGCACGCAGCAGCAGCAAACCGUCCAAAUCCAGGUGGUCAACCCCAGCGUAUCACAAAGUGGAAACAGUGGUGAUCAACCAAAGUAUCAUUUGGCACCGAUAUCUUUGGGACAAUUUCCCCAGGGUACAGCAACGGUACUUACCGUCGCGUAUAGUCAACAGGGUGCAGAUGGAGUACAGAUUCAAGUUCAACCGCAAAACACCGUGGCUACGACGCAAACGUCCGACCAAACAACUCAAAGUACAUCCACGGCAGUCACUACUACAUCCCAACAAACUAUUCAGCAAACGGUGCAGUUACCAGGUGCACCCGAAGGUUUAACCGUCGUCGCACAGAUUCCGCAAGAUUUAAUUUUACGAGAGGGUAUGGAAGAAUCGAAAGAUGACGUUAAGGAAGGUACAACGCCGGUUGCUCUUAUAAAAAGGGGAAGCAUAAAGACUCAGGCUAAUCCAAGUGGAGAGGAAUUCAUCACUUCUAUGCCUGCUAGUUGGCAAAGUCUUGCUACCCCGGGAUCAACUGUCGCAGAUUAUCUAUCCAGGUUACCUGCCAGUACCUUGCCUCUUAGUUUACAGCAUUUCUUGAAAUUUUCAGCGGAGACAAUAAAGAGAGAAGCUACUAUUGAAUCGAGUCCGUUAGGAGCGGAUGGUUUGGACGCGUCUGGAAGUGUUGUGGCUGGAGAACAAGCGGUACAGAUUACGGUCGCGAGUGGAGAAACUGCUAUUAUUCCUGAUGUUGUCGAGGAACAAGAACCUGGAGCGAAACCGAAAAGAAAGAAGAAGUACAAGAAAAAGCCUCCGAAGCCAAAAAAACCGAAGCCAGGACAAGUAAGCAUCGUUACUGGUCUCGAUGGUACAACAUUGUUUUGUUGUCCUCAAUGUAAUAUGGCAUACCCUGAGAAAGAACUCUUGGAGCAGCAUCUUAUCGGGCAUAAAAUCGAGAGGAGGUUCAUCUGUGACAUUUGUGGUGCAGGUUUAAAGCGUAAAGAACAUUUAGAAAGACACAAGUUGGGCCACAAUCCAGACAGACCCUUUAUCUGUUCAGUUUGCAUGAAAGGUUUUAAACGAAAGGAACACUUGAAUCUUCAUUUUGUUAUACAUUCGGGACAAAAAACUGAAGUCUGUACCGAAUGUGGUAAAGCAUUCUAUCGCAAAGAUCACUUGAGAAAACAUGCAAGGUCUCAUUUAGCUAAACGUAUCAAGGAAGAACCCUUGAACAAUGCUGAUGCUUCUCAAAAUUCGCAACAGCAAACAGAUCAGCAACAGCAACAGGCGGAACAAUUACAGCAGCAAGCAGAUCAGUUGCAACAACAAUCUUCGGUCCCUGAAUUGCAACAGAUACAAAUACAAGUGGGCUCCGGUUCUCAAGCACAGAUUCACCAAAUAGCCGUUACUGAACAAUCUACGGUUGUUCUUCCAACUGCCGCAGAAACUGGUGCAAUGGCAAUGCUUCAUCAUCAACAGCAACAGCAGCAGCAACAACAGCAGCAGCAGCAACAACAACAACAGCAGCAGCAGCAGCCGCAGCAGCAACAGCAACAACAGCAGCAUUAGCAGCAGCAUACCGCCCCGAAUCAACCUGGGCGGUACUUCCGAUUUAAUCAUCAACAAGCUAGAGGUCGUGCAAGCUUUGCAAUGAAUUUCCCGCCGUUCGGAGGCCAUUUUCCCGGUACUAUUCCGAGUAUCCAUCAGUUCGCGACCGACGGCUCCGGCGGUGCGGGCGGGCGUUACGCCAAUCAUUUUCCCAACCAGCCUCCAAUUGGAGUGCCGGUUAUGGGAAAGUACCGUCCUGAAAGCAACGGCGUGCAAUCUGCUCAAUCGCAAGUGAUGAUGAAUAAUAAAGCAAGCUAUCCUAACAGCAAUGUUCAUCAUUAUCCGAAUGUGCCAUAUUCCCAAGCCCAACCGGUUCAACAGCGACCUUCAAAUUCUCCUGGAAUGCCUGAAAAGCGUUCAUACCAUCAGCAAGCGACAGAAACUAUAAAUCAACAAGACGUUUGCAAUCUUCUACAGGAUAAGGAUAAAAGUAAGGAAAAGAAAGUUGACGAACAACAGCGUAAUGGAGAAACUACUACGAAUGGUAAUCAACAAGAGUAUACAAUGCAUCAGCAUCAUCAGCAGCAUGCUCAUACUCAGACUCCUGCAACUAUGCCUGCUACAUGGCAGUCUUUAGCCACCCCUGGUUCUACGGUGGCAGAUUACCUCAGUCAUUUACCAGCUAGUACUUUACCGUUAAGUUUACAUCAUUUCUUAAAGUAUUCUGCGGAAAGUAUUAAAAAGGAAUCAGAAAUGGCACAGACUACUUCGGUAGCUGUUGCAACCACGACAACGCCUAAUAUAAUGAUGUCUCCAAAUAAUAAAAAGAAAAAAAAGAAGAAGGCUCCUAAGGAGAAGAAGCCACGACCGAAACCCGGUGAAAUUCGCUUAACUACGGCAUUAGAUGGUUCUACGUUGUAUUGCUGUCCAGAAUGUCAUAUGGCAUACCCAGAACGUGAAUUAUUGGAACAGCAUCUUUUAGGCCAUACUUUAGAACGAAGAUUUGUUUGCGAUAUUUGUGGUGCAGGUCUGAAAAGAAAGGAUCAUCUUACACGUCACAAACAGAGUCAUAAUCCGGAACGGCCAUACGUGUGUACUGUUUGUUUAAAAGCUUUCAAAAGAAAAGAACAGUUAACGUUACAUUUUGUUAUCCAUUCUGGUGAGAAACGACACGUAUGUACAGAGUGUGGAAAGGGUUUCUAUCGUAAAGAUCAUCUAAGGAAACAUACCAGAAGUCAUAUUGCAAGAAGGGUAAAAGCUGAGCUCAGUCAAAAUGCAGGUACACAGCAAAAUCAACAGCAAAACAAUGUUUCAAACAUGCAAACUACAGCUGUUACAGCAUCGUCUGUUCUGUCUGGUGGACACCCAGGUCCUCUCCUGUCCUGAGCCCCGCCACCAGGGAACUUUCAAGUUCCCCAUCCAAACAAUAUUCUUCAUUCACAUACUUCUCAUCAUUCGUUGCAUCAUCAUCAUUUAACAGCCGUCAACGUGGCCCAUCAAUCUAACGUCACGCCACUUGCUACGUCCAGCCAUUAUCAAACUCACGACCUCAGUUUUUUGGGACAUGCUAAAGAUUUCUGAGAGCAGGGGAAGACCUCAACUAAGAGGUGACAAAAUUGAUAAAUUAUACAAGCUCUUCUAAGCAGUAAGUUUUUAACUGCUUUUCUUCGUUUGCGUUGUAGCGAGUUUUCAUGAUUAUAAUGUUAAUUCAUGAUUUCGUUGACUCUCUAUGUCCUAGUACAAUAGUGCAAAAGCUGUGACAUUUAUGUAAGUCUCUCAACGCUGUACACAGUUUUAUUAUCUACACUUCAGGUAUUAUCUUAAGAUCUGUAUGUCUAGAUAUUAUCUUCAAAAAUGUGCCAUAUAUACAUACACGUAUGUACAUGAUCAAAAAAAUAGAAGAAGACA
This is a messenger RNA of Megachile rotundata (alfalfa leafcutting bee), 4925 nucleotides long. RefSeq lists its product as uncharacterized. The record is from RefSeq and is a predicted model, not a curated record. NCBI's taxonomy places the organism in Eukaryota, Metazoa, Arthropoda, Insecta, Hymenoptera, Megachilidae.